AUGUCCCCGACCUACACCACUUCACCAGCCCAGCCCGCUACCGACACGUCUCUAAGCGCGCUACUCGCGUCGCAACAGAUGAACGGCCAUCCGCAGUCAAUGGACGCUCGCCAGCAAGACUAUUCACAGCAGGCGCCGCUGAAGCAAGAGUACUCCCAGCCAGGUUUGAAUUCGCCCUACGCUUCCUCGUCCUAUACCGGCAACCUUUCUGAGACCCUGUCCUCCCCAGACCAGAACCAAGCUGCCCAGUACCACCCAGACUCUGCGCGCUCUGCUUCUUUCCCCGAGUACCAGCAGCAACCCCAAGGCCAACAGCAACAACCCCAAAGACCGUACCCCGAGCAGGGCGCCCCGCGAUACCAGCAGCCAGGUGGCCACCCACACGCCGCAAUGGCUCAAUCAAGUCGGUCCUUGCCUCUUGCCAGCGCGUUGCGCGACACGCGUUCUGACUCGGCCAUUGCCAUAGAUCCCACGAUAGCUGCACACAACCCGCAAUACCCCCAGCAGCACGCAUACUCUCCCUACCCUCCCCAGCAUGAGAUGCACCAAUACCCCGGCCAGCCCGGCGCACCCAUGUACGCGCCGCGCCCCGAAUGGGGUGCCUACCACGCUCAACCUAUGCAUUAUGCGCCCGUGUCAGCCGCCGGUGGACCGCCAGGAAUGGCAGCCGCCGUCCCCAGACCUCCGCAUGGCGGCCACCCAAUGUCUACCGUAUAUUCAUUUGUACCCAUCCCAGGUGCACAGCAGCACAAGCGUCCACGUCGUCGAUAUGAGGAGAUUGAGCGCAUGUAUAAGUGCGGAUGGAAUGGCUGUGAAAAGGCAUAUGGCACGCUGAACCACCUGAAUGCCCAUGUUACUAUGCAAUCGCAUGGCGCAAAACGCACCCCCGAAGAAUUCAAAGAAAUCCGCAAGGAGUGGAAGGCCAAAAAGAAGGAGGAGGAGAACGCCCGCAAGCAGGAAGAGGAGCGCCAACGCCAGGAGGUCGGUCGCGCCGCCCAAGAAGCCGGCACCCCGACCCAGCCUGCUCCGGCACAGUACCCCCAACAACAUAUGAUGCCUCCUCAGGCCAUGAGCAGUGCUCAACUGCCACCUAUCGGCUACGCCCCUGCCGCACCACCCACUCCUCAGCAAUACACCCCGUCACAGCAACAAGUCGACGGAGCGCAGUCCUACCCAGCUGGUCAGAUGUACGCCACCAAUGGAGGCUACCCUCAAAGCCCGUAUGCCCAGGGCGGCCAAAUCUACCAGCAACGUUAG
This is a messenger RNA of Aureobasidium pullulans EXF-150, 1257 nucleotides long. RefSeq lists its product as uncharacterized. Gene Ontology annotation, biological process: regulation of DNA-templated transcription. The transcript is spliced from 4 exons. The coding region runs from base 1 to 1257 and encodes 418 amino acids. Lineage: Eukaryota; Fungi; Ascomycota; Dothideomycetes; Dothideales; Saccotheciaceae. The record is from RefSeq and is a predicted model, not a curated record.